AUGUCAGCUCUACUUAACGAAAGCACAAUUGAGGAUUUCGUUGUGGAAAGAGGUUUACAUCAGGGUGAUUCCUUGUCGCCAUUUUUGUUCAUUAUUGUCAUGGAAGGAUUAACAACUAUGGUGAAUAAGGCCGUGGAGAUAGGGACUUUUAGAGGUUUUCAUUAUCACGAGGAGGAUUCUGUUGAUGUGUUGCAGUUCGCGAACGACACUAUUAUUUUGGGAGAAGGAACUUACGAUAAUUUUUGGAGUUUAAAAGCAAUUAUGAUGGGUUUUGAGAUGAUGUCAGGAUUCUGCAAAAGAAAAAUGUACGACAUCAACCUCAACGAUUGCCUUCUCAACACGGCUUCUUCAUUCUUGUCCUGCAACAUUGACAGCUUUCCAUUCAGAUUUCUGGGAGUUUUAGUUGGUGACAGUCCUAGGAAAAGUUAUAUGUGGAAGGAGUUAAUCAAGUCUUUGCAAAGGAAGUUGGUUGUGUGGAGAGGAAAGCAUUUAUCCAUGGCGGGUAAAGUUGUUCUCAUAAAUUCAGUUAUGAACGUUAUACCGGUUUAUACGUUAUCUUUCUAUAAAGCUCCAGCAAAAGUGCUUCUUGACAUUUGGCGCAUACAAAGCAAUUUUCUAUGGCGAGGUUGUGUUGAUAAUAGAACAGUGCAUUGGGUUAGUUGGAGGAACGUGUGCAAUCCAAAAGAUAAGGACGAAUUGAGAGUAAAAGACAUCAAAGUGCUCAAUAAAGGUUUGCUUUUAAAAUGGAAGUGGAGAAUUUUAAAGGAGAAGGAUGCGAUAUGGUGUAAAUUAUUGUGUCAUAGAUACGGGAAAUCGGAUAUCAAAGUUAUGAUUGGUAAUAAUUCGAUAUGGAAUAAACACAAUUCCAUUUGGUGGAGGGAUUUGGUUUUGAGUGUCCUCUCAACAAAUUAUGGAUUCUCUAUUUUUGUUAAUAAUUUGCAUUGCAGGAUUGGUUACGGUAGCAAUACAUUGUUUUGGCAUGUGCUUAGGCUGGAAAUCAAUCUUUGA
This is a messenger RNA of Lathyrus sativus (Indian pea), 1008 nucleotides long. The record is from the annotation of a GenBank genome assembly. NCBI's taxonomy places the organism in Eukaryota, Viridiplantae, Streptophyta, Magnoliopsida, Fabales, Fabaceae.